GCUUCGCCCUGGCUGGCGCAUCCGCCUCUGCUCUGCUCUCUGUUUACAUCGGGGCUGAUAACUGGUGCUCGCUUCCCCACCUAGCGUCAUGUCCCCGUCCCGCACAGCCUUGCUUUUAUCCCUUGUUGUUUGUAGUGGCCUUUGUUUCUCUGCUCCUGGUGACAAUGUAACUUCUCGAAGAUAGUGUUAAAUCUUCGACUUCACUCCACCUCCUCUCUGCCUUUUUCUAAUCUGGGGUAGUGACUUUUAGGCCCGUCCAGGUGACAGAAACCCCAUACCCUGUGACUUCUGGACUCUUGCUUGUCAGUGUACCCCUUUCUCGGGCUCUGGAUGAUGUCAGAGCAGGACCUGGCAGAUGUGGUUCAGAUUGCAGUGGAAGACUUGAGUCCUGACCACCCAGUUGUUUUGGAGAAUCAUGUCGUGACGGAUGAUGAUGAGCCUGCUUUGAAGCGCCAGCGACUAGAGAUCAAUUGCCAGGAUCCCUCUAUAAAGUCUUUCCUGUACUCUAUUAACCAGACGAUAUGUUUGCGGUUGGAUAGCAUUGAGGCCAAGUUGCAAGCUCUUGAGGCUACUUGCAAAUCUCUGGAGGAGAAGCUAGACCUGGUCACCAAUAAACAGCACAGUCCCAUCCAGGUCCCUAUGGUGGCUGGUUCCCCACUUGGCGCCACCCAGACCUGCAACAAAGUGCGAUGCGUCGUCCCCCAGACUACAGUAAUACUCAACAAUGAUCGGCAGAACGCCAUUGUAGCCAAGAUGGAAGACCCAUUGAGCAACAGGGCACCGGAUUCCCUGGAAAAUAUCAUUAGCAACGCUGUUCCUGGGCGUCGGCAGAAUACCAUCGUGGUGAAGGUGCCUGGUCAGGACGACAGUCACAAUGAAGAUGGAGAGAGUGGAUCAGAGGCCAGUGACUCCGUGUCUAACUGCGGCCAGCCAGGAAGUCAGAACAUUGGAAGCAACGUCACACUUAUCACCCUGAACUCUGAAGAGGACUAUCCCAAUGGCACCUGGCUGGGUGAUGAGAAUAACCCUGAGAUGCGGGUACGUUGUGCCAUCAUCCCCUCCGACAUGCUGCACAUCAGCACGAACUGUCGCACCGCUGAGAAGAUGGCGCUGACGCUGCUGGACUACCUGUUCCACCGUGAGGUGCAGGCUGUGUCCAACUUGUCGGGCCAGGGCAAGCACGGGAAGAAGCAGCUGGACCCCCUCACUAUCUAUGGCAUCCGGUGUCACCUCUUCUAUAAAUUUGGAAUCACGGAAUCUGAUUGGUAUCGGAUCAAGCAGAGCAUUGACUCCAAGUGCCGUACAGCCUGGCGGCGGAAGCAGCGAGGCCAGAGCCUGGCGGUCAAGAGCUUCUCUCGGAGGACACCAUCCUCAUCCUCCUACAGUGCCUCAGAGACCAUGAUGGGAACCCCUCCACCUACCAGUGAGCUACAGCAGUCACAGCCACAGGCCCUACACUACGCAUUGGCCAACGCACAGCAAGUCCAGAUCCACCAGAUUGGAGAGGACGGACAGGUGCAAGUAAUUCCACAGGGCCACCUACAUAUUGCCCAGGUGCCUCAAGGGGAGCAGGUGCAGAUCACACAGGACAGUGAGGGCAAUCUGCAGAUCCAUCACGUGGGUCAGGAUGGACAGUCGUGGGGCCUGUGCCAGAAUCCCAUUCCUGUGAGCGGUGACUCAGUGGCCCAGGCUAACCCCUCCCAGCUUUGGCCUCUGGGAGGAGACACACUUGAUCUGCCUGCUGGAAAUGAGAUGAUCCAGGUACUGCAGGGUGCUCAGCUCAUAGCCGUGGCCUCUUCAGACCCUGCAGCUACAGGAGUAGAUGGGUCGCCUCUCCAGGGCAGUGACAUUCAGGUUCAGUAUGUCCAGCUGGCGCCCGUGAGUGACCACACGGCUGCAACGCAGACAGCUGAGGCACUGCAACCCACUCUGCAGCCUGAAAUGCAGCUUGAACACGGGGCCAUCCAGAUCCAGUGAGACCAGGCAUUGUAGGAGCACCGCACCACAGCUGCUCACUGACCUGCCCUGUGCCCUGCUCUCUUGCUUCAGCAAGCAACUGCAGGUUCUACUGGGCAUCCGAGAGCUCCUCCUCCCAGGGAAAGGUCCUGGCCACCCCCUGCUGGAAGGUGCCUCAGGGUUUGCGUCUCACUGCUGGUCUCCAAAGGAGAGGCAUAGUGCAGAGUGUUGAGUACGUUCAGAAAAACAAGAACUACGAUAUUUUGUUUAAACAGCUUUUUUAAUUUGCUAUGGUGUUUAUAACAAAAAAGAAAAUGGAAAAAAAAAAACCACACAACCACCCCCACCCCAAACAUACAAACAAACAAAAACCAGAACAGAAACACAACUGUGGAGUAGUGGAAGCCUGGGCCGUGUGCUCCCUUGGGGUCCUGACGUAGGUGUUGGAGCCAGCUGACGAUGCUGGAGCACUUCGGACCUGCUGCUAGAGGAGUGCUCCAAAGGGAGUGCUCCCAGUGUGAUUAUGCAUUUCGAAUGAAAUAAAGUGUAUUUAUGGCCACAGAGGCUCAGUGUUGUUGCACCAUGAGAGGACUUCCCCAGGGUGCCAUUUCCCAGGAUGGGCACUGGGACGGAUACUCAUCUCCAGGUCUAUGCUACCAGAGGGCUCCUGCUUUGGCUGUCUCUCCUGGGGAGCAUGAGCUGCCCCUGGGGCAACUGGCUCCCACUUCAUCACAGUGAGCCCUCCAAGGCAAGGCCGUUCUAACCCAUUCUCUUCUGAACCUUAGGCUCACAAACUGCAACCCCAGGGUCCUGAGAACGAGCCCUGCGGAGAAGGCGUGACUGCAGAGCUAGCAGGUUCAAGUGUCACAUGAGUGGCAUGCGAAAUGCCCCUAAAGUCCCUUCUGACUGACAGUGCCUGCUUGACACUUUCCUGGGAGGAUUUCAAAGUUGUGGUCCCAAAUUAUCAUGCCUCUGCCUCACGCCACGACAUUCUGAAUUCCUGGGCUGGUUAUUCACCAGGGCACAAUGAGGGAGCAGAGGAGAGCAGCCCUAUGGAAUAGACAAUUUGGCAUGGUUGUGGCCAUCUUCGUAGGAGACUUGCCACUGGUGGAGGUGGCCCCAUGAGGGGAAAUGGGGAAAGGCAUGCGGGCUGGGUUACAAGGCUGUGUAAGACACCUGGCUGGGCAGGGUCCCACUGGGUUACAAGACUGUGUAAGACGCCUGGGCAGGCUCUCAGGCAAGAGUGGAGAGCCAAAAAGUCCAGAGAGGAAAGCACACUCCAGAAAGAGCAUGGCAUAGACCCACAUCCAGAUACACAGUCAGAACCCUGGAAGGUAACUGCUUCUAGCGCAGUCAGGUCUUCAAAAAACACGUUGGGAAAGCUAGUUGACAGUGUGCCGUGCGACCCUGCAGUUGUAAUCCCAAGAAGACCCUCUGUGUCUGUACACACACCCAAUGCCCCAUUCAUAAUGGCCUGAAGGGGAGAUGGCGUGAAAGUCCAGCACGUGAACAGGUGGGCAGAGCAUGCCUCUCAGUACAGAGGAUAGUUGGCUGCCAAAGGAUGGGCAUCCUGGCCCACUCUCGGGCAUGAUGAACUUGCAGACGUGAGUGAGUGAGUGAAAGAAGCAGGGUGAGAAGACUGCGCACAGAAAGACUAUAUGAAUGGACAGAUUCACAGAAACAGAUCGUCAGGACCUGAAGGGAGGAACAGCAGCAGGGGGUAGUGUAUCCUGUGGGGUGCUGGAUCUGCUCUGGAUUGGAUAACUGAUGUUUGUGCAGUAUACCAGGUGACUACAUGAAAUGUUUGGUGUUCACUGUAUCUCAAGGCUAUUUUUGAUAAAUGGUCGCAUUUGGCAGGAACAUAAAAAUUGAGCUAAAGAUGCCCAUGGCAAGGAGGUCCUAGGGGAUUUUCAAGACCAGGAAGGAAUGUGGGCCCAGAUUGCAGUUCUCCAGCAAGAGACCACUGGACCUCUUGGGACAGAGAUGGACCUUAAGUGAUCUGUAGAAAGUGGACUCUCUAAGAUUAAAGAAGCAAAACAGUGGAAAGCAUGACUGUCUUGGGACAGGCAAGAAGAGGGAAUUAAAGUUCUCUAAAUUGCCUUGAAGAAAAACGUGUGCAGUUUUCAGCCUUCAGUAUCCGGAAACUAUAGAAGCAUGCUACUGUUUGUAAAGACUCCAGUGCUUGUCCGGGUGGCUCGUAGCCCUGGCCUUGUCCUUGUAGGCCAUCGCCCAGCAGCUCGAGAAAGGUCUAUUCUAAGCUGUUCUCUGGAGCACUGCUAAUGGACUCUUCUUCUCAGGCUGUCAGCCAUAUUGUAUGUUCUCGGACCACGUGGAAUCAAGGUAGAUUUUAAUGAGGAAAAAACUUCCCAUAGGUCAAGUAAAUAAAAUUGGAUUCAUGAAAAAUACACUUAAUUGAAUGACAAAGAUGUCAAAAUGUGCUGAGAAAAGCUGAAGACAAGCUUGGGACAGGGAAUUAAGUCUGGAUUCAAAUGCCAAAGCAGUGUUGGUGCUGUGGGAGAAUUACAAAUGUUCAUUUAUACAAAUGUUCAAAUAAUUGAUUAACUCCUGGUACAAGAAGGAUGGUGGAUACAAGUUGCCACUGUGGGUCUCCACAGAUCCUCAGGAGUAGAAGAUGAGGCUCUCCCAGAAUUGGAUGGAUGGAUUGGGAAAGGAGGGGAAGGAAGGAAGGAUUGUUGUUGCUUCUGAAUGUCUGAGCUACCUCAAAAGGUGAACAGGCUGUGCUUGGUGACAUCAGGUGACAUGUCACCCCACCCCAGGUUGAGUCAGGUUCAGCCAUGCGUACUUAGUAUAUUUUUAAAGUCAUGUGACUUACUGUGGUACUAGAACCAUGUGGUUAUCUUAAGCAGAAAAAUGGUAUGUAAAAUUUGCCUGUUCAUAGUUAAGAGAACUUUCAGCAAACUCACAAUAGAUCUGAUCAGAGACAUUUCUAAGAAACCUGUGACAGAUAUCCCUGAACAUGGACUUGGAAAGCCUGGUGUGAAAAAUGAGAAGGCCUGGCUCCUUGAUUAUCCUGAAGUUGGAAAGCAAGACGGCCUCUGUCUAUAUAACUCGGAUGUGGACACCCCAGGAUCUGACCCAAAAUCCUGUGAGUGUGUUUUGCCUGGGUGCUGGCUACAGGCCACUUAGAAGUCCACUCCCAUCUCAACCAGAAUCAGCACAAUGCUCUUAACUGCUGAUUACAGACUGUUAGAAGCUUUAACCCACAGAGGUAAAUUUAAGGAGAUGCUGAGGCAGAUGUUACUGAAUUAGAGGAAAGCCAAGGAAAAGCCUGAUCUGAGAAGCAGGGUUCUCUAAAUGGUGCAGCUAAGCAGGGCCUUCUGUGGCAGUGGAUAAGAGUGAUGAAGACUGGUUGGAGAGAUGGCUCAGUGGUUAGAGUGCUUACUGCUCUCCCCUCCCCACUGGGGAGAGCUCACUGCCUAUAACCUGAUGCCCCUUUGAUUUCCCCAUAUCCUCCCACUCACAUGGCAGACACAAGCACAGGAAUAAAAAUAAAUCUUAAAGAACGACAA
Messenger RNA from Rattus norvegicus (Norway rat), 5486 nucleotides. RefSeq names its product Btg3 associated nuclear protein (gene Banp). NCBI's taxonomy places the organism in Eukaryota, Metazoa, Chordata, Mammalia, Rodentia, Muridae. Gene Ontology annotation, molecular function: DNA binding. Gene Ontology annotation, cellular component: nucleus; nucleoplasm; nuclear body. The record is from RefSeq and is a predicted model, not a curated record.